This is a messenger RNA of Nothoprocta perdicaria, 1311 nucleotides long. Its product is annotated as CUB and sushi domain-containing protein 3-like. The record is from RefSeq and is a predicted model, not a curated record. The transcript is spliced from 9 exons. Gene Ontology annotation, biological process: regulation of dendrite development. Lineage: Eukaryota; Metazoa; Chordata; Aves; Tinamiformes; Tinamidae. The coding region runs from base 28 to 1311 and encodes 427 amino acids.
CUGCCAUUAUUUGAGUUUGUUUUAUGUAUGUGGGACAUUUCUGGCUCACAGUAUAAUCUUGAGCCUUGUGAAGAUCCUGGGAUCCCACAGUUUGGUAACAGAAUAGGAUUUAGUUUUGGAGUGGGAGAUAUUCUGACAUUCUCCUGCUCAUCUGGAUAUCGUUUAGAAGGAUCUUCAGAGAUUAUUUGUCUUGGUGGUGGCCGACGAGUAUGGAGUGCACCUCUGCCAAGGUGUGUGGCUGAAUGUGGAGCCGCCACAACAAACAAUGAAGGAAUCUUACUUUCCCCCAAUUAUCCUCUUAACUAUGAAAACAAUCAUGAAUGCAUUUAUAGCAUUCAGGUGCAAGCAGGGAAAGGAAUCAAUAUUUCUGCCAGAACGUUUCACUUAGCCCAAGGAGAUGUUCUUAAGAUAUAUGAUGGCAAAGACAACACCGCUCACCUGUUGGGUGCAUUUACUGGAGCAUCUUUAAGAGGAUUGACACUAAGUAGUACUUCUAAUCAUUUAUGGUUGGAAUUUAACUCGGACUUGGAGGGUACUGAUGAAGGUUUUCAGCUUGUGUAUACCAGUUUUGAGCUUUCACAUUGUGAGGAUCCUGGUGUGCCACAGUUUGGAUACAAGAUUAGUGACCAAGGACAUUUUGCUGGAAGCACUAUAAUUUAUGGGUGCAAUCCAGGUUACACACUCCAUGGAAGUAGCCUUCUAAAGUGUAUGACAGGGGAAAGAAGAGCAUGGGACUAUCCUCUACCAUCAUGUAUUGCUGAAUGUGGAGGUCGUUUUAAAGGAGAAUCAUCAGGAAGAAUCUUAUCUCCUGGCUAUCCUUUUCCUUAUGACAACAACUUGCGUUGCAUGUGGAUGAUUGAAGUAGACCCAGGAAAUAUUGUCAGCCUCCAGUUUCUUGCUUUUGAUACUGAGGCAUCACAUGACAUUCUACGGGUUUGGGAUGGACCACCUGAGAAUGAGAUGUUACUCAAGGAAAUUAGUGGAUCUCUUGUUCCUGAAGGCAUUCACAGUACACUCAACAUAGUCACAAUCCAAUUUGACACAGACUUUUACAUCAGCAAAUCUGGAUUUGCCAUACAGUUUUCAAGCUCUGUAGCUACCGCUUGUCGUGAUCCUGGUGUCCCCAUGAAUGGAACUAGAAAUGGAGAUGGAAGAGAACCUGGAGACACUGUCCUUUUUCAGUGUGACCCUGGAUAUGAACUGCAAGGAGAUGAGAGAAUAACCUGCAUUCAGGUAGAAAACCGGUACUUCUGGCAGCCCAACCCACCAGUCUGUAUAGGUGUGGUGGAAAGGAGGGAGAACACUGGCUAA